GAUAUGCACUCGUAACCAAAAAACUACGAACCAAAACGAGUACGUAAACGCAUGAUAUGAUGAGCGAGCGCACCUGAUACUCACUUCGCAAAGAAAUUCAGUGCACUUCACUUCGUUUCCAAUCACGAGUAUAUCAUGAUCAUUUCACUCUGAUUAAUUUUCAACGAAAAUUAUAUCUCAUUUUCACUGCACUCUCAUUUUAACAGAGCACAUUUGCACCGCAUUUCGCUGAAGAAAUCCUGCACCAUUUAAAAAAAUAAGAUGCGAGUGUCCUUAUCUUCGGCGAGCAUACUGAUCUGUUGGUUUUGGUUCGGUCCAACGAUAGCUUCAUAUUUACCGACAAGGGAGAUUCAGAGAGGACCUGGCGAAGUGGCAAGACAUGGCAUCGCUCCUGAGCCCAGCUGCGAGGAGCUCAAAGCGAUGUGGCGACUUUCCAAAAGACAGUCGAGAGCAUCGGAAUUAACGAAUGAGGUUCCCACAUUCGAGGACCCAUUCACCCACAACAUCUGGCCACCCUACUAUGCGACCAGCAGAAGCAUGGGAGGAUUGUACAUAAGACAUCGCCCAGUUUACGGGAAAAUGGUUCAUUCGCCUCACACGCAAGAUGAAAGGAAUAAGGCGUUCGAAGAGUUGACCCAUAACUAUGGAAGGAUUCAGCAAGGAGAUCCACGUAGAAAGUUCACCACUGCCUUCCGGUAUUCAGGUGGUGGAAACCGAAGACCGGAAAUGGGAUAUCCAACAAGAUCUGGAAGUUUCCAGCAUUUGAGAGAGUUGAUCAGAAACCAGAAAGCCCGAGAACUCCAAAACCAGAGGUUCGCAGAAGAAGAAGCUGCAAGAGCAGAAGCGAUGAAGAGCUUGACGAAUUUCGGAAAUCAGCGUGCAUCAAUGUAUCCAGACAUGUACGAUAUGGAGGAACAACCCGUUCCAGAGCCUGAACAUUACAUGGGUCGUCAGGGACUUAUACAUUUUCCAGAUUUGUUAGCACCUUCAACUCGCCACGAGCCUGUGGAACAAUAUAUCGAGGAUUACGGUUAUCCAAGAAUCAGACCCAAGUCUCCAGAUAGUUUAUUGGGCAGUUCCUUCGCCUAUACUGAUUACGAUGGAUUCUACAUAUAGAGUGCAAAAGCAGUCAAGAAUAUGUUAUUCCAUGUUAUUCCAUUCGAUGUUUUAUCCAUGAUAGGCCCUUCAACCAUCACACCGACAGUUUCACUCUUUUAACUUCAGUCAAAAUUCUCAACUGAAAACAUAACAUAAGAAAGAUAAACUGUUUGGGAUUUGAAUCGGAGACUUUGGAGAUAUGUACAUUUGAAGACAAUUAUUGUUGAAUUCUAAAUGUAAAAAAAAAUUGUUUAUAAAAUAUCAGAAAUCGACUGAUUUUCUAUUUGAAAGGUGCUCGACUCACGGAUGUUGUUUUGAUUCACCCCAAAUCCACUGAACGUAGCUCUGAAGUAUUGUCAAUUUCAAGAUUCCACAUCGGAUAAUUCAUCUACACACUUAAAAAUCAAUUCAAAAUUUAUUUUAACUUGGUAUUUUUAUCAGAGUAAGAAUUCCAUUUGAAUUUAACGAAAACAAUCAAAAUGAAGAAGAGUACAAAUAGGAGACACAAUUUUAUUUCGAAAUGACUAUUUUGUCAUUGUAGAGGCUGUGAUAAAUCUCAACUUUCACAUAAUUUCAAACAAACCAAAUGAAAAUUAUCUGAGUAAAAAACAGAAGCAUAUUAAAUUUCAUUAUGAAAAAAGUCAUCCAAAUGAUGCCAUUUCUUUUUCGGGUGGUACAUUUUCAGAUUGUUCGACUUGCAAUUAAUCAUCAUAAGCUACGUUCAGUGACGUUAAUGACCAAGUUCUUAAAAUGUUUACAUUUUUUCAUUGAUUUCGAAUUUCACAUAAAUUUGCAUUUCGCAUUAAUUUCAAUGAAGGCAUAUGGAGAGGAAAUUUGAUUGUCCAAUGUAGUGGAAGUGAAAUAAUUUGGAUGAGUAGGGAUGAUUUUAGAUCAUAAAGGCUGGUGUGAUUUUUAUCAUCUCAGAUUUUCUUACUUAUGAGAUAUAUUUCCUCAUAUUUAAUUUAAAUAAUAAUGUACCGAUAUUAUUUUCGCUGACAUAUCUCCCAAUUAAAAAAGUACCUUCAUUUUCUUCUUAGGGAUCACGAAUUGAAUAUGAAUGUUAGGAUAGUUAAAUGUUUUGAAAAUAAAGAUAGUCUAGCGGCAAAUUUAAUAUUCGGAGUAUUUUAAAUAGUGUGCUUUUAUAGAAUAAUAAUAUCAGCUCUCAUAUAUAUCCAGGAAGUAAAAAGGAAAUUUUCUAGAAGUGGAUUAACAUGAGAUUUUUCAAUGAGAAAUAAUUAAAUGGAAUUCGUCUUUGUUUCUGGAUAAUCCACUCGAAAUGAUGAAAAAAAACCAAUACCCAUUUCAGAAUACUUUGAAACCCUCUUUGAGGUGUUCUAAUGAAUUUUAGAUAUACAGUUGUCUUCCUACUUGAUAUCAGAAAGAAAAGAAAGGACCCAAAAUAAUCACCCUUAUCCUCCUAUGAAAAGUUUCACUGGCACACAACAACAGUCGGUGAUCUUCAACGAAGAAUAUCAAUAAAACGACAUAUCUGAACGAUAUCACUAUAAUCAAAACAGCAUCCGGAAAUGGAUAGGCUUGAACAUAGUUUAGAGAAGUGAGCUUUAGAGCACCUAGAAUUUUGCAAACGUGCAAUCAUCUUGUUAAAUAAAUGUUUUUACCAACCUAUGUAAAAUAGAAAUACGAAAAUCUGGUGAACGUUGAAAUGCCAAAUAGAAUCUCAAAGUGUUUGCAGUCUUCUUUCAUUAUGGAAUAAUCCGAAAAGUGGAAAAAUGAGGUCCGAAGGAAUGCUACAAGUACAAAAUUCGCAUGUUGAAUUUAAUACACGAAUCAGGUAUUUGCACAGAACAUUAUCGAGGAAUGUGAUGAAAGACAAUAACCUGAUAAUCACGACAAUAUUGUCAUCAGUCAAAAUCGCGUUUAAAUAAGAAAAAACUUCUAUUUUUCGAAAACAUUACCUUGAGACCUUUGUCUUCUCUCAAAAUUUUACAAUCGAAAUCCCGUUUACACUGCCAUGAGCCGUUUAAAGGUCUUAGAGUAUACAUACAUCAUAGACCUAUCAACGUCUUAUCAGACAAUUUUUGAGACUAAAGAUUUUCUUGAAAGGAGCUGUAGGAGCCGAAUUGCGAUAUCAAUGUAAGUGAGAACACCAAGAGCGACUGAAAACCGUAUAAAGUUUCAGUUAAUUUCUUAAUGGUCAAUUGAAAGUUAUUGAUAUAGUUGAGGAGUUGUGAUUGACAAUAAAAAUUUCGAGUAGAACAGAAAACAGGAAGUAGCAAUUGAUUAUAUACAUAGAUAAACAUUCUCUAUAAUCCAGUUUUAUAAGAUAAUCGAAAUUAUUUCAGCAAAUCGAAAUGUUCGUCGCAAAUACCUGAUCUCGACAUCAACGUUGUGGCCAGUAGAUAUUGCCUUAAUUCGUUCAGUAGCAGCUUUUGAAUGAUUCCAAUUUGAGCCACGUAAAACAUCCAGCGUGAAGACACAUCAGACUCUCAUUGAAAUGCCAACGGGACCUUCAUAAACCCCUGAAGGAUAGAAAUGUUAUUCCACCUGACAGUUUUCGUUGGAACUGAGGGGUCUUUUACUUUUGGACGAGGAAAAACUGAGAAGAUGGAUGACAUUAUUCUCCCUCGAGAUCAUUCCCAAUCCUGGUUUUGUCUAUUUACAUAAGAUCGGAAUGUAGUAUUGGACAGUGGAAUAUAUCUCUCAAAUUCACCUUGUUAUUAGAAGUCGAAUUUAUUCAGAAGUUUGAUAAACCAUAAUUUUGUUGAUGAUACGAAGAUGUUUGGCAAUAUCUGCUGUGCUAUAUUCUGUUGAAUGUUCUCGAAUUAGUGAAAAAUGUCAAUUUGGAAAACCUACGACACAGAAAUGAUGAUGUAUUUGUAUCGGAGGAUCAUAUAGGGCCAAUACUAGGACGAUAUGAACACAUCCUUUUAGAAAUAAAAAUCUGCAUAGUUCUUUAAGGAUAGUAGGUAAUUAAUGAAAAUUUGUUGAACCGACAGCUGGGAGUAAACUUUCGAAUUGCUUGGCUUAGUGAAAUUUUCAACCGUACAGGCAUUCUGUGAUGAAUGAAAUACUGACAAUACUUAGCCAAAACCUAUUUGUGGGGUCUGAUGAAUAAACCAUUCAAUUAACACUUAGCUUUUAUUUUAUAUGUUAUAUUUGUAUCUACUACCUAUAUUACUUGCCGAUGACAAAAUAAAUUAUAUAUUAGCAAGCAAA
Molecule: messenger RNA, 4275 nt
Organism: Coccinella septempunctata (seven-spotted ladybird)
Lineage: Eukaryota; Metazoa; Arthropoda; Insecta; Coleoptera; Coccinellidae
Exons: 6
Coding region: 262-1116 (284 amino acids)
Source: RefSeq, a predicted model, not a curated record